AUGAUAGAUCUACCGAUUAUGGAUUGUUAUUCCAGAAGAAAUUAUGAAGAGCUUGUUGUGCCUAAUUAUCAAGAAUCGUCAUCAGAGACGUACCCAUCUAGUGGUAUGUGGGGUGGAUGGAGCAUGAACUCCCCUGAAGCUGCAGAGAAAUGUUUCGAUUACGAUAGUUUCAGUGGAGAAGAAUUGAUGUACAAUCAGAUGGGUAUGAGGACGAGUGAAGAAGAAGAAGAGUCCAAGAGGUCAAAGGCUUUCUACGGUGCUUCUUCACUUGACGACUUCGAAGGAAUCGAGCAGAUGGAUGAUAUGUUCUUAAGUUCCAUUUUGGAGGAUGGUCCAGGGAAUGAUGGAGAUGUUCAUCGCGCUUCCAGCAGCAAUAACAGUGUCGAUUCUUCAUAUAUGUAUGGUAGCAGGGAAGUUCCCAUGUUCCAUUGUCAUGCCAUGCCCUUAAAGGGAGAGGCUCCAUUUUCAAUCUCGGAUCUGUGUGAAGAGAACAUGUUAGAUUCACACUAUGGGGAUGAACUAUCUUCUGAAGAACUCGUGUUGCAGGAUCUACAGAAAGCUUCAGGAAAGUUAACCGAUGAGGCACGAAAGUGUUUCCGGGAUACGUUUUACCGGCUGGCAAGAAACUCACAAGAGAAGUUGGAUUCAGUCAGCACCAACUCAGAAGAGUUCCAUAUGCAAGCAUCACGAUAUGAUUAUGGCGAUGCUACAAGGUUGAGUAGAGAGGAAGAGAUGGAAUCAGAAACGAACUCAAUCGAUAGAGCGAUCGCAAACCUCACAUUCAACAAGAUGGAAUCCAACAUAAGCAACUUCCCUCUAUCGGAAAGAGUACAGUAACUUGUGCUGGAUCAUCAAAGAUCAACCAUUGUCGCCUCUCUCAAGUCUUUUUGUUUGUGUAUAUGUGUGUAUAUAUAGAUGGCUCUGAUGUUGCAAACUUCAGUUUUGAUCUGUCUCAAAAGAAUCUGGUUCUCCUUUUACUUCCUGCAGUACGCUUUUUUUAAUUUCAUUAGUGUGUGUGACGACAAUGUUUGAUGGCCAAAGACUCGAUAUAAAUAAAGAGCACCAUGUUUCAACAACAGCGAAGCAUUGAUUCAACUAUAAUCAUGACAAUAGAGUUUUGAGUUUUGUGAGA
Messenger RNA from Thlaspi arvense, 1132 nucleotides. The record is from the annotation of a GenBank genome assembly. NCBI's taxonomy places the organism in Eukaryota, Viridiplantae, Streptophyta, Magnoliopsida, Brassicales, Brassicaceae.